AAUAUUGAGUCUCAGCUAAUAUUGUAUGGGAUCAAUAGAUAGAAUCAAUAAAAAGAAAUCCAGAACCUUUUUUUAGUUUUCUUCUUCGUUUCCUCUAUUCAUACUUGACUGGUUAUCAAGGUAUCGAGAGCCUCGAUCGAUCGCUGUGCCUCUUGACGUGAUUUCUUGUUCGCUUCGCUCGCCAUUCUCAGGUCUCUGAUUCUUUCUCACAAAUCUUGGUUCACUGUUUAUCUUCAAGAAUGGUGAUUGUGUCUCCUUGAAGUGAUUUUUCAGAAUUUGGUGAAAUUGAUUUGGAAUUUGUUGCUUAUUCUUUGAUUUCUCUUGAUUCUUGGUGAUUGAUAUCUGGCACGAAGCCGUACUGAAAUUAAUUUUGUUGAUUUCAUGGCACGAAGCCUUCUUUCUCUGGAAUUUCUGUGAUUUGUUGGCACGAAGCCUUGUGUGAAGCAUUCUAGUUUAGGCACGAAGCCUUGUAGUGAUUUCUUGCAUCGAUUGUGUUUGCUUUUGCCACGUUGUGUUUUGUGUGUGAUUCUUUGACUCUGGUCAUGACGGUGAUUUCGCCCAAAAUUGAGGGUUUGCUAGGGAUGCUUACCAUUCGUUUGAAUAAUGAUAAUUUUGUCAAGUGGUCCUUUCAAUUUCAAUCAGUUUUGCAAGGUUAUGAUCUUUUUGACCAUUUGAUGGCUCCUCAAUUUGUCCACCGAAGUUUGUCAUAGAUACUGAGCUUGGUGUCACUACUGAGGUUACUAAUGCUUAUAAGAGUUGGACUUAGACUGAUAAGGCUCUCUUAAGUCUCUUAAUUGCUACCUUAUCUGAUGAUGCGAUUGAGUAUGGCGUUGGUAGUAAGACCUUUUCUGAGGCUUGGACUCAUUUGCAAGAUAGAUAUGCCACAGUCUCUAGGGCACGUGUUAAUCAUCUUAAAACUGAGUUUCAUACUAUGCACAAAGGUGCUGAUUCUAUUGAAAAGUAUUUGCUUCGGCUUAAGACAGCUCGUGACCAGUUAGUUGCGGUUGGUGAACAUAUUACUUAUGAUGAUGUGGUUAUCACUGCUCUUAAUGGUCUUCCUCAAGACUAUGACAUGAUUCGCAUUGUGUUGCUUGCUCGUGAUUCAACCAUUGGUCUCAAAGAUCUUCGAGCUCAGUUGCUUAAUGCAGAGAGACAAGCUGAAAUUCGUAUGCUUGCUCUUUCUCAUUCUAUGAACACCAUGAUGGCUACGCGUGCUUCUUCUCAGCAUACUUUUGGUGGUUAUAAUUCUGGUGGUGCAAAACAUUUUUCUCAAGGUUCCAGCUCAACUCAGGGUUCUAGCUCAAGACCUCAUAAUGGAUACAAUGGUUCCCAGUUUCGAUCUUCUCCUCAGUCUGACAGAUUCAAGUCACUUGGAUAUCAUGGUUCUCGAUUUUAUUCCGACAAGCAUGGUUCUAACUCUUCUGGUUUCAAGCAACAAUGGGGUCCAUCUUCUGGUUCUAAGCCUCAUGUUAUCCUAGAAUGUCAACUCUGUAGUAAGAGGGGUCAUGCUACUGCCAACUGUUUUUAUCACAAUACUACUGAUUCAAACUCUUCUCCUGUUAUUCAGUGUCAGAUUUGUGGUAAAAAAGGCCACGGUGCUCUUGAUUGCUACCAUCGAGCUAAUUUUGCUUUUCAAGGACAACCACUACCAGCUUCUCUCCAGGCUAUGACUGCUUACGCACAAGGGUUUGAGUCUCAAGACAAUUGGAUUGCUGACACAGGAGCAACUCAUCACAUGACACCAAAUUUAUCCGUGCUUGAGACUGCUCCUCCAUAUGAUCAAGAUGACAAGAUAAUUGUUGGCAAUGGGGAAGGACAAGGCAACAAGGGCAGUUCUUCUCAAAGGAAGGAGUAGCAAAGGCCUUUAUCAUUUUCCUAAAUCUCUACCAUUCACCUCUGUUUCUUGACCCACAGCUUUUCUUGGUCAGAAAAUAAACCACAUCACGUGGCAUCAACGCUUAGGCCACCCUACUAAUGAAGUACUUGUGAAGAUGUUGCACUCUUCUCAAAUAGUAUGUUCUUCCGAUUCUUCAUCUAUUUGCUCAGCUUGCUUAGGUGGUAAAAUGUCUGGGCUUCCUUUUCCUGUAAGUUCUGACAGAGUAGCCCAUCCUUUUCAUAAAUUUCAUAGUGAUAUUUGGGGUCCAUCUCCAGUUGUAUCCAUUGAGGGUUAUAGAUAUUUUGUACUGUUUGUUGAUGACUGUACCAGAUUUAUCUGGAUGUUUCCUCUUAUCAAUAAAUCAACUGUUUACUCUACUUUUGUCAA
This is a messenger RNA of Prunus persica (peach), 2263 nucleotides long. RefSeq lists its product as uncharacterized. Gene Ontology annotation, molecular function: nucleic acid binding; zinc ion binding. The transcript is spliced from 2 exons. The coding region runs from base 932 to 1855 and encodes 307 amino acids. NCBI's taxonomy places the organism in Eukaryota, Viridiplantae, Streptophyta, Magnoliopsida, Rosales, Rosaceae. The record is from RefSeq and is a predicted model, not a curated record.